Molecule: messenger RNA, 1932 nt
Organism: Marmota monax (woodchuck)
Lineage: Eukaryota; Metazoa; Chordata; Mammalia; Rodentia; Sciuridae
Gene: Gfra3
Product: GDNF family receptor alpha 3
Exons: 8
Coding region: 111-1295 (394 amino acids)
Biological process (GO): nervous system development
Cellular component (GO): signaling receptor complex; external side of plasma membrane
Molecular function (GO): signaling receptor activity
Source: RefSeq, a predicted model, not a curated record
GACGGAGGGAGUCCCGCUUUCUGAACUCAAGCUCUAGGAACCAGGAGACAGCGGUGCCCGGCGCAGGCAGAGCGCCCUCGGAGGCGGACACCUGGCACCCACACCCCGCCAUGGUGCGCUCCCCCAGCCGGCGGCUGUCGCCGGUGGUCUUGCUGCUGCUGAUGAUGUUGCUGCCCCUUGGAGCUGGAGACUCCCUUCCCACAGAGAGCCGGUUCAAGAACAGUUGUAUCCAGGCCAGGAGGAAGUGCCAGGCUGAUCCCACUUGCAAGGCUGCCUACCACCACCUGGGUUCUUGCACCUCUAGUCUAAGCACCCCAUUGCCCUUAGAGGGGUCUUCUUUCCCUGCAGACUGCCUAGAGGCAGCAGAGAAACUCAGGAACAGCUCUCUGAUGGGCUGUACAUGCCACCGACGCAUGAAGAAUCAAGCUACCUGCCUGGACAUCUAUUGGACCAUUCAUCCUGCCCGCAGCAUUGGUGAUUAUGAACUGGAUGUCUCCCCCUAUGAAGACCCAGUGACUAGAAAACCCUGGAAAAUGAAUCUCAGCAAGCUGGACAUACUCAAACCAGACUCCGAUCUCUGCCUCAAGUUUGCUAUGCUGUGUACUCUUAAUGAGAAGUGUGACCGGCUACGCAAGGGUUACGGGGAGGCCUGCUCAGGACACCACUGCCAGCGCCAAGUCUGCCUUGGACAGCUGCGCUCCUUCUUUGAGAGGGCCUCUGAGCCUCAUGCGCAGGGCCUGCUGCUGUGCCCCUGCUUGCCCACUGACCGCGGCUGUGGGGAGCGUAGGCGCAACACUAUUGCUCCCAGCUGCGCACUGCCAACUGAGGCCCCCAACUGUCUGGAUUUGCAGAGCCUCUGUUUCACGGAUCCGCUGUGCAGAUCACGCCUGGUAGAUUUCCAGACCCACUGCCAUCCUAUGGACAUCCUGGGGACUUGUGCAACAGAACAGUCCAGAUGUCUGCGAGCAUACUUGGGGCUGAUUGGAACUGCCAUGACCCCCAACUUCAUCAGCAACAUCAACACUAGUGUUGCCCUAAGCUGCACCUGCCGAGGCAGUGGCAACCUGCAGGAGGAGUGUGAAGGGCUGGAGAGGUCCUUCUCCCACAACCCCUGCCUCAUGGAGGCCAUUACAGCUAAGAUGCGUUAUCAUAGCCAGCUUUUCUCCCAGGACUGGGAAGACGCCACCUUUUCUGUGAUGGAGCAUGAGAAAAACUCUGCUCUGAGGCCACAGCCCUGGAUGCCCUUUCUUUUUUCCUGUACAUUUACCUUGAUUCUACUUUGGAGCCUCUGGUAGCUGAAUUUUACCCAGAGGCCUUCUUCCUCACUACCACACCCAGCCUGAUUGCAACCUAUGAAGGGUGAAAAAAGAACAGCAUCCAGAGGAGGUGCAGUGCACAACAUGGCAGCCCCAACCCUACCUGGAACUUGCAGUUGGCUCCAGAUGAGGCCAUAGUAGAUGCUACUGGCUAUGACCUCCAGAUCCUAACUAGCUAACCUCAUUCCUCCACCACUUUUAUCCUCAUUUCUGACUCAGGCUGCCCUCCUUAGGAUUUAAUGGCUAUCAUUUAGCCAUGUCUUCUGGUGGUGACCAGCUCCACUAGGCUCUCUCCUUCCUUUCUCCCAUCCACACAUAAUCAUCCAGAGUCUAACAAAUCAGUCAUUCCUUAUUGCAUUCUUCAGGUAGGCAGGGCUGAAAGUUCUGUGGCAGCCUAGAAAGACAUUUUUCUUGUGAAGAAGGUUGGAGCAAUACUCCUGACCCCUUGUUCCUUCCUUUGAAUGGAGGAUGGAAACCUUCUGCCUGCCCUGCUCUGCCCUGGGAUCCUGGAGAACAUUUGGAAAUCAGGAGCUGAAGCCUUUGGUCCUUGCUUUAUUCCUACUGCUGUUCUAAAGCCCCCUGACCUCUUGGAUCAUGAUUAAACAUUUUGACCCAA